Molecule: messenger RNA, 2490 nt
Organism: Conger conger (European conger)
Lineage: Eukaryota; Metazoa; Chordata; Actinopteri; Anguilliformes; Congridae
Product: ADP-ribosylation factor-like protein 3
Exons: 6
Coding region: 262-810 (182 amino acids)
Biological process (GO): cilium assembly
Cellular component (GO): microtubule cytoskeleton; cytoplasm
Molecular function (GO): GTPase activity; GTP binding
Source: RefSeq, a predicted model, not a curated record
AUUUCUGUGAGACUGUGUAGGCCUGAAAGAUGUGUACAGCGUUAUUUUAUAGUCGCGAAGAUCUUUAGUUGUAAUUUCAUUUACUGUAGAGCUGCGACACUCCAGUAGCUCCCUAGUCGUGCUGAUAGGGGCGCAACGAAAGGCAGCAGUGGAGUGUUUGCAGAGACGCCACCGCUCCCAUAGUUACGGGGUUCUACCGCAGUUUCAGCGCAAGGUUCCCAGUCCCGUCUCUGGUCCAAAUAGCGACCAGCGGAACGGAUAAUGGGCUUGCUGUCGAUCCUGCGGAAGCUGAAGAGCUCUCCGGAUCAGGAGGUUCGGAUCCUGCUGCUGGGAUUGGACAAUGCAGGGAAGACCACGCUGCUCAAACAGCUUGCGUCUGAGGACGUGAGCCACAUCACUCCCACACAGGGCUUCAACAUAAAGAGCGUUCAGUCCCAAGGCUUUAAGCUCAACGUGUGGGACAUCGGUGGACAGAGGAAGAUCCGACCCUACUGGAGGAAUUACUUUGAGAACACAGACGUCCUGAUCUACGUGAUUGACAGCGCCGACAGGAAGCGGUUUGAAGAGACCGGCCAGGAGCUGGCAGAGCUCCUGGAGGAGGAGAAGUUGAGUGGGGUGCCCCUGAUGCUGUUUGCCAAUAAGCAGGACCUGAUGACCGCGGCCCCAGCUGCAGAGAUCGCUGAGGGGCUGAACCUGCACACCAUCAGAGACCGGCUGUGGCAGAUCCAGGCCUGCUCCGCCGUCACCUCUGAAGGAGUGCAGGAUGGCAUGACGUGGGUGUGUAAGCACAUAUCCACCAGGAAGAAAUGACCAGCGCACGUCAAAGAGGACCAUUCUUUCUCUCUCUCCCUCCCUCUGCUUCCCUCUCUCCGUCACCCCAUCUCUCAACGGAUUCUACUGCAAGCGCUAUAACCUGUACAGCACGACAGAUAACAGAAAGGGAAAAUGUUAUUUAUUUUUCAUACACAGACUGCGGCAGGGCUCCUAGUGUUAGCAAUUGCUACGUAGCGACCAGAGGCUAGAUUAAGUUGCUAGGGAUUGUAUGCUCUGUGGCCGUUCGAACACAGUUUGAUACUAAAGCCCUUUUGGGGGUAUUCCAGAUGUCUUUGAGGAUUACUUAGGACGUUUUUUCAAUACUGUAUUAUUGCAAUUAUAUCUCCUUAUCCUCGUAGAACUAUUAAUACAAGGAAAUGUACAAUUUUGUGAUAUGAUCAAACUUGUCUAUUAUUAUUGAAAGAGAAUGUAAUCUCCAGACUUUGUGGCUUCAGUUUGUUCAGCCAAUCAUAUUAAAGCAGGGAUCAUCCAAUCAUGGUCCUUGAGGGCCGAGAACUGCUGCUUUUCUAUACCUGGGAGUCAGGUGUGAAGACAUUCUGGCCAAUCAGCAGCACUAACUGUUCAGUUAAUUUCCUGCGAUUUCAGGACCAGGGUUGAUGAUCCCUGCAUUAAAGGGUCAAAGGUCAUUGGUGGAUCUGGAUAUCGGUCCACAAUUAAAGUGACUGUAAAGGGACUGGAAAUAGUUGAAAUAAUCAUAAACUAUCACAGAGGGAUGCAUCCACUACACAUCCACCAAAUAUGUAUUCAGUGAUGCAAGUAUAUAAUGACACACAUUUCAAGUCAAACAUAAAAUCUUUAUUGAAAACAAUGUCAGGAUUAAAUGGGUGUGGUCUGGACCACCUCACCACUCCACCUCCCACCUCAUCUCCUCCCAAAAUGCACCACCUACAAGUAAACUGUCCUGGAGAAAGAGGGUGACUGGGAGAUGGGUACUGUUGAUAAAGAGGGGAUUGAGACCGGAAAAGUAGGUAAACGCCCGGGUUCAGGAUCCAAACCCACUGCACCGCCGAGCUCUAGCUACCAAUCGCUCUAUAAAAAAAACUAUAUAUAAUGAAACUAUGGGAGGAGAUAUGCUAUGAGACUAACACAUUUAUUGGCCAUUAGGUCAGGUCCCUCUUGAUGUCAUGAAUAAUCUGGACCCAAUAGCUCAGAGUCUAGUAAUAAAUUAAACUCCAUUUAAACCCACAUAGGAGUCGAUGGGAAUGUUCAGACUGAUAUGUCGAUAUUGCAAUGCAAUUGAUUUCUGUGCUAUUCCUGAUGCUUAAUACAUACCAUAAUAAACCCAUACACUGAAGCCAUUCACAGAUUUACCUUUACAGUCACUUUAAGAACCACUGUUACAGAAAAAUGUGCUUGAUUUGAAUCUUAGUGUAUGACAUCUUGGCUCAGUGUGAGAUGUAAUCCGUGUUGUUUUCUGAGGCUCAUUGAAAUAUAUCACAGGUUGAGAAAAAGUGGACACAGCCAUCGUAAUCCACGCGGCAUGAGACUAAAAUGGCAGGACCACUGCCUCACCACACAGCUGGUUAAAAUAUUUUAAUGUGGUUACAAAUGGUGAUUUAUUUUAUGUGUCCCUCUUUAUAACGGGCCCUUUGAAGUUACUGAUGAAGAUGCUUCGAAUCUGACGGGUUUUGUAAUGAAUAAACGGCUGAAUUUUGA